This is a messenger RNA of Macadamia integrifolia, 840 nucleotides long. RefSeq lists its product as uncharacterized. The transcript has 2 exons. Bases 1 to 840 code for a protein of 279 amino acids. The record is from RefSeq and is a predicted model, not a curated record. Lineage: Eukaryota; Viridiplantae; Streptophyta; Magnoliopsida; Proteales; Proteaceae.
AUGGGGUUUGCUUAUCCUUCGAUCCUUCUCCUUCUUGCUAUAAAGGAAGACAGUGAUAGUCGUGGCUUCUACAGUCUCUCCACCAAAAAGGUUUACCAAUUGAACUUGCCAGAGGCCCGUGGCAGGAAGUGUUUUUCCUCAUGCGGUUGGUUGAUAACUUUAGGUCUUGAUUUGGAGAUUCACUUGUUCAAUCCCUUUUCUCGAACUCGGGUUCAAAUUCGGCUUCCACCUCAAUCAACAUUCCCCAAUCAAUACGACCUUGAAACAGACUCUGAACCGGAUAUAUACGACCCUGAAACAGACUCUGAACCGGAUAUAUACGACCCUGAAACAGACUCUGAAAUAGAGCGAGAAUAUAUCCGCCGGGUUUUUAUGAGAAAAGUGAUUUUGUCCUCGAGACCAUCUAAAAGAAUCCCCUGUGAAGAUGACGAUGAAAAAUGCGUGGUUAUGGGGAUGUUUUCCAAACACUGUAAAUUAGCCUUCUUGAGAUUGGGAGAUGAAAUUUGGACUCCUAUAUACACACCUGAAGGUAUAGGUAUCAGUGAUGUCAUCUACAUGAAUGGCCAAUUCUAUGCUCUCAGUGAUGAAGGUAAAUUGGUAAUUGUUGAUAUUUCCAGUCCUGAUCCAAAGACGAUUGAGUUUGCUGAACCACCGGAGUGUUAUAACCAGUGCACACAUUUUUAUAAUCCGCAUUUUUAUCUUGUGGAAUCUGUAGGAGAACUCUUUAUGCUAGCACGGUAUGAAGAUGACUGUGAGGGUGAAGACGAAGAGUUUGGAGAUGGUAUUGUUGAAGGUGAAUACAUUGAAUAUGGAACUCACAACUAUGACAAAUAUUUUUAA